Molecule: messenger RNA, 1018 nt
Organism: Cuscuta campestris
Lineage: Eukaryota; Viridiplantae; Streptophyta; Magnoliopsida; Solanales; Convolvulaceae
Source: the annotation of a GenBank genome assembly
CGCUGCAACCUGGGCUCCGUCAUCACCGAUCAAUCCCUCCAAACCGAGCUCAAUCUGGGUUUGUGUGGGCAGUUUAUUCGUUGGUACUUGAUCUCAAGAAGAUCCAAAACACCUCUAUAUGAAGAAUUUUAUAAUUUCAUGAAUGCUGCCUGCACUUAGAGUCCUGCCAGACGCCAGUAAUAAGGAAAAUACUUUGAACAAUACAAAUUUACCACCAAAAGGAAAAUCUCCCAAACGCUUCCUGAGCAUGAGACUGUCUGCUGCUGUUGAUAUUGCGGGAAAUUCCAGUACAGUAUGUUCGAAACGGGUAUCAAAUGUUGGUGGUUUACAUGAGGAUACACAGGAUGUUCAAUCACCUACAGUUUGUGAAAUAAAGAAGUCAUUCUAGAGUCACAGCCUGGCCCUAUAACUCCAAGUGACUCUGAGAUAAGAAAAAAAAUGAGAAGAAGAGCUUGCUGAAGAGCUAGAGAGAUCACGAGAGAUUAUGUGUCAAGCCCGUAAGCUAAAGACAUGCAUCAACACCCAAAGAGCGAGCAGGAAACCGGUUCAAAGACCGACUGAGAUCUGCAUCUCCGGGUUUAUGAAGCGCACGAUCAAAACAGCUUUGUUUUGAAGCUCUUUUUUCAUGAACUCACACCACAUCGGUUUAGGCAACCGGUUCAUAGAUGGACCCCGUCCUGUCGUGUGGAAGCAUGCAAAGUUCUCCCGUGUGAAAAAAUAAUCGUUUGAUGGCAGUCGGUGCUUGUGUGUGUGUGUGUGUGUGUACCCAUUCAUCCAUAGAUACACCCAGCAAAGACUGAAAACCAAGUAGAAUCAUAUGAUCUCUCUUUGCUUAGCUUUUAAAUGGAUACUUUUAUGCAUGGCAUUGUCACCACCACGAGAGAAACUUAUAUUGCCUUUCAACACAUACCAUACCAUCUCUUGAUAUAAGCUCUAGUUAUAGCAUAUGUGUUUUGUUUUGGUCUUUGCUAAGUGAUUACCAUUCAAUUUCUAUCUAAGAGUGUAAUAGUAUGUGGGA